CUUUGUUAUCACAUGAUCAUUAAUAAACUCUAAACAGAGAAGUGGCUGAUAAUGGCGAGGAAGAGUGAUAAAACUAGCGAGCUACCAGUACACAAGGUCAUCAUGGUGGGCAGUGGAGGUGUAGGGAAGAGUGCUCUAACACUGCAGUUCAUGUAUGACGAAUUUGUAGAAGACUACGAGCCUACUAAAGCUGAUAGCUACCGCAAGACAGUGGUUCUGGAGGGGACAGAAUGUCAGAUAGAUAUACUAGACACUGCUGGACAAGAAGACUACGCUGUCAUUCGGGAUAAUUACUUCAGAAGUGGCGAGGGAUUUCUCUGCGUCUUCUCAAUUGUUGACCGUGAAUCAUUUACGAAUACAACUGAGUUUAGAGAGCACAUAUUGCGAGUGAAAGUGGACGAUCAGAUUCCUCUUAUUCUGGUGGGCAACAAGGUGGAUCUGGACGGCCGUGAAGUGGGCAAUGAUGAAGCUACUGGAUUGGCCAGUUCAUGGGGCGCUCCAUACAUCGAGACCUCUGCUAAGACCAAGUUGAACGUGGAUAAAGUAUAUUAUGAUCUCCUGAAGCAGAUUCAAGCUCGAAAGCAAGCGCAAGGCCAAACUACUAGCACCUCUACCAAAAAACCAAAGAAAAAGAAAACGUGUGUAAUAUUCUAGUUGACUCAUAACAAUAGGAACUUGUGUAAUGACAUUCAGUAGAUGUUUGUGAUUGGAUUGAUGCCUCAGUUUGUCUGACAUUCAGUAGAUGUUUGUGAUUGGAUUGAUGCCUCAGUUUGUCUUUUUAAUGUCAUCUUAUAUAAUUAUCGUUGUAUUAAUUACUA
Messenger RNA from Halichondria panicea, 818 nucleotides. Its product is annotated as ras-related protein O-RAL-like. Gene Ontology annotation, biological process: Ras protein signal transduction. NCBI's taxonomy places the organism in Eukaryota, Metazoa, Porifera, Demospongiae, Suberitida, Halichondriidae. The coding region runs from base 52 to 654 and encodes 200 amino acids. The transcript has 2 exons. The record is from RefSeq and is a predicted model, not a curated record. Gene Ontology annotation, cellular component: plasma membrane. Gene Ontology annotation, molecular function: GDP binding; GTPase activity; GTP binding.